Cuscuta campestris is the source of this 901-nucleotide messenger RNA. Lineage: Eukaryota; Viridiplantae; Streptophyta; Magnoliopsida; Solanales; Convolvulaceae. The record is from the annotation of a GenBank genome assembly.
GUGAAAUUCAAAUCAAACCAUGUCUUCAGAGAGGGCAAUUCAGUGGCAGAGGUAUUAAGUUCAAUGUCUUACGGCUUCGUGUGAAAACAAUGAAGGAAGCACGGUCAGAGAAGCAGGUAGCUAAGAUAUUUGUUCCAGGUGGAGCUACUCUCUAUUCUGCCCACUCAAUCAAAAUAAGGGAAGAUGAAGGUUAUAGGACCUAUUAUUUCUAUGAGUAUGGACAAGAUGAAAGACACAUUGCACUUGUAGCAGCCGUUAAUGGCGGAAAGGCAUUCAUUGUCGGAGCAACAGCCCCAGAGGAUAGAUGGAACGAUGAUGGCAUCAAACUUCGAUCCGCUGCUGUGUCAUUCACGGUUCUAUGAUCAUAUGAACGAAAGAGAGAUUUUCAAAAGUGAUGAGAAAAGAGAUGUGUUAACAAUAAUGAUACUGGGAGAGAAUUACCUGUUAUGCAUCAUCUACUAAGAGAUUUCAAAUCAUCCUUCAUAAAACGAAGGGCAGAAAAAUGUGCCCAACUUUUAUCAAAUCAUCCUCAUAAAUUUGCAUAAACUUGCAUGAGAUGUUGAUGCUACGAUGGUCUGAUAAUUUUGUGAUAUAACUCUAUUAGGGUAGAAUACAUAAUUUAUAAGGAAGGGGAUUCUCUUUGCCUAUAAAUAGAUACUCCCUCCGUCCCACUAUAUUCGUCCACUUUUGACUUUUGGAACUGUUCAUCUAAGCACUUUGACUCAUUAAAUUCUCUCAAUGUGUAAGCCUAAAUAUAGUCAUGCGUGAUCUUGUUUGAUUUGUCUUAACAUAUAGAUUAUUAAUAUAUAAUUUCUAUAAUUUUUUAAUAUACAAAUUACAAGAUAAAAUGGAUUAAAGAAGUGUAUUGGAUGGUGUGCAAAAAUGAAAGUGGACAAAUAUA